Messenger RNA from Loxodonta africana (African savanna elephant), 2611 nucleotides. It is a transcript of the gene RNF26, whose product is annotated as ring finger protein 26. Gene Ontology annotation, molecular function: ubiquitin protein ligase activity. Gene Ontology annotation, biological process: protein ubiquitination; ubiquitin-dependent protein catabolic process. Lineage: Eukaryota; Metazoa; Chordata; Mammalia; Proboscidea; Elephantidae. The record is from RefSeq and is a predicted model, not a curated record. The transcript has a single exon. The coding region runs from base 392 to 1681 and encodes 429 amino acids.
CCGGCCCGGCCCGGCCCAAUCCUGUCGGUUCCCGGCCUCCUGCGGUCUGACCCACUGCCCGGCCGUGACACGCCGCCGCCAAGCCUCCAGAGCUGAGGUCUCACCUCCAGCUUGCGCUUACGUCCACUUUAGAGAUGUUUGACGUCUUUUUCCCCAAGCAGCCCGCCUUCAAAACCAGGACUCCUGGACCGGCACCUGGGCUCCUUUCCCUUUACUGAGACCCCACUUUCCUCUAACCCGUUUCUUCCUCAGAUCCUUGAUCCUGCCUAAGUUGGAGACUGCACAUUUCCCUUCCAAAUUAAUCCCUGCCCGCCAAAACACUGACAGCCUUGACGCCACCUCCCCUACUGAGAGCCCGACUUCCUUUCGGACUGACUUUCACAGCCCUAUCAUGGAGGCUGUGUACCUGGUAGUGAACGGGGUGGGCCUGGUGCUGGAUGUGCUAACCUUGGUGUUGGACCUCAACUUCCUGCUGGUGUCCUCCCUUCUGGCUUCCCUGGCCUGGCUCCUGGCCUUCAUCUACAAUCUGCCACACACGGUACUGACCAGUCUUCUGCACUUGGGCCGUGGAGUCCUGUUUUCACUACUGGCCUUGAUUGAAGCCUUGGUCCGGUUCACCUUUGGAGGCCUGCAGGCCUUGUGUACCCUGCUUUAUAGCUGCUACUCUAGCCUGGAGAGCCUGAAGCUCCUGGGACACCUGGCCUCUCACGGGGCACUGCGGAGCCGGGAGAUUCUGCACCGGGGCGUCCUCAAUGUGGUCUCCAGCGGCCAUGCUCUGCUGCGCCAGGCCUGUGACAUCUGUGCCAUUGCCAUGAGCCUGGUGGCCUAUGUGAUCAACAGUCUAGUCAACAUGUGCCUCAUUGGCACUCAGAACCUCUUCUCUCUGAUGCUCGCCCUGUGGGAUGCAGUGAUGGGGCCUCUGUGGAGGAUGACAGAUGUGGCGGCUGCCUUUCUAACCCACAUUUCCAGCAGUGCUGUGGCCAUGGCCAUCCUCCUCUGGACCCCCUGCCAACUAGCACUGGAGCUGCUGGCCUCAACUGCCCGCCUCCUGGCCAGCUUUGUGCUUGUCAAUCUCACUGGUCUGGUGCUGCUGGCUUUUGUGCUGGCAGUAAUGGUGACUGUGAUGCACCCAGACCUCACCCUGAGGCUGGCCACUCAGGCCCUCAGUCAGCUUCAUGCCUGGCCAUCCUACCACCGGCUCCGGGACGAUGUUGUGCGGCUCUCUCGCCUAGUGGUGGGCUUGGAGGCCUGGCGCCGAGUCUGGAGCCGCAGCCUGCAGCUGGUGAGCUGGCCGAACCGGGUAGGGGCACCUGGAGCGCCUCAGGGUGGCCAUAGGAGGGUGCCCUCAGCCAGGACCUGGGGCCAGGAGACCCCUCCUGAAGCAGGGCCCACAUCAGAGGUAGAGGAAGAGGUGAGAGUGACACCAGGCCGGGGGCGAGAGAGGCUCAAUGAGGAAGGGCCUGCACCUGGGCAAGACCCGUGGAAAUUGUUGAAGGAGCAGGAGGAGCGGAAGAAGUGUGUCAUCUGCCAGGACCAAAGCAAGACAGUGCUGCUCCUGCCGUGCCGGCACCUGUGCCUGUGCCAGGCCUGCACCGAAAUCCUGAUGCGCCACCCCGUCUACCACCGCAACUGCCCGCUCUGCCGCCGGGGCAUCCUUCAGACUCUCAAUGUCUACCUCUGAAGGCUCCCCAUCCACUCUUCCACCCCUCCACACUUUGUACAGGGACCUGCGCUGGGACGGCAUUAACACCUCGUCCCUGGUCCUGGCCUGGAUCUCCUUCCUGCCCCCAUGGCUAUCAGGCCAAGCCUCCAGGCCGUACAUCUAGGACAUCGAGACGGGGUCCUCUGGAACACUAUGGCCUGGGGGUGGGUAGGGUAACGUAGCUUCUCCUUGUCCAGUGUGUCCUGGUGAUGCUGACGGUGGUGAGUGUGUGUCACUAUGCAAGGGCCCUGAGAGUGCCCUGUGGGCUGUCCUCCAGCUGGUCGGGGCCCACACAGAUGCCAGCCUCGGGCUAUCCCUCUUCUGAUUUUCCUCUUGGGAAUUUGCAGGCCCUUUUCCCCCCUUAGUUUCUCUCCAGCUUCUGCAACCACAACACAUCAGUGUCAUUGUUCGGGCGUUUUGGUAACUCAAGGGCCUUGGGCUGACCUUAAACUUUUGCAUUCAGCCAGAGCCUCUGUGUCUGGCGGGCCUUGGGUGCAGCAUCACUCAGGUGCCGCUAGAACUACCACUGAUGCCUGUCAUGAUCUUAGGAGGCUUCCUCUCCCAACCUGGUCCAAAAGCUGGGAUCAGGAGUUCAUCCCUGGACUUUUGGGGAUUGGGAGGAGGAACUAUAUCUACACCUGGCUUUGGGACCAUGUAUCUCCUGGCACCCCAGCUCCACUGGGAGCCCCGGAAGGGAUAACCAGAUUUCUACUUGUACCCUUUUAACUCUCCACAUCACACAGAAAAAGUAGCAUUCCCCUUGUUUGUAUCUCCCCGACACUGGGGAGAGUAGACUGCACACUUCACUAGGGUCCAAACACAGAAGGGGCCAAGGCCUAGGGGCAGACGGCCCCCUGAGGAGCUUGGCUGGCCCGCUUCCAGUGAAUAAAACUCUGUUGACGGCUCUGA